Strongylocentrotus purpuratus (purple sea urchin) is the source of this 2676-nucleotide messenger RNA. RefSeq lists its product as uncharacterized. The coding region runs from base 131 to 1198 and encodes 355 amino acids. The transcript has 4 exons. The record is from RefSeq and is a predicted model, not a curated record. Lineage: Eukaryota; Metazoa; Echinodermata; Echinoidea; Camarodonta; Strongylocentrotidae.
GGCAAUAAUAGAGACACAAACAUCGCUAUCGCAGAGCAAACGACGUGUUAUCACUAUUGUAAUUUUAACGCUGUAAAAUCCUGCUGCCAUUUACAGAUUUGGUGACAAAGUAUUGAAUUUUGUCAGGAAAAUGGGAGGGCAGAGAGAUAAGAAUGGAAAUAGUCAAGGCAGUUGGCAUUCAGCUGGAUACUAUGGCCAUUUCAGAAGCAAGCAUCGGAAUGAUUUCCUCAACCAAUACCGACAGCAAGCAAAACCUUCCCCACCUCAAAAAUUCCAUGAUAUGAUUGUUGAUCGUCCAAGCACCCAUCAUUUCUCUCAUCAUGACAAUCGGUUUUCCUUCCUCAACACGGUGGACAGUUUUCAAGGGAAUCUUGGCAAAAGGAAGGUACAGUCAAAUUACAAGACAAAGUUUGUCCCAGACUUCAUUGCAUGGGUGCCACACAAGAAAGAAAUAGAGGAGGCAGGCCCCAAAGUCUCCAUCUACCGAGACACCUUCACAACUAAUGAGGCAUCAGGGCGUGUGCCACAGAUCUUGGUACCUAGUGUCAGGACCCCUCGACCACCCCGUGAGGCAAACCAUAGGCCUCUCCUGGUCACGCCCUAUGUUGACCUGAAGACAGCAGAGGAGGAGCUUGAGCCAUUGUCCACGACCUAUCAACUGACCCAUCGGCAUUCCCAACCAAACAGGAUGAUUAAUACCAAUAUGAACACAGGAACGGUAGACACAGAACCAGUUUCAGACCAGAAAACUAUGAACUUCAUCAACCCUAAGAUUGCUUCCAUCCAUGAGAACCCUGUUCCAUCAGUAACCAGGUUGCGUAGGUCGAGGAUAACCUCUGCUCCAGCCUUUAGGACAAGCGUUGCGGACUGCAUGGUUUGGCACAGUCAUGGAGACGUAGAACAGGUCCAUGUGCUGCCUUCACGGAGACAACGUCCAAAAACUGUGAUAGGACUUCUGCCUGAAAUCCCAAAUGCCGAUGUGAAUGAUUCAUCAGUGCAGGACACUUUGCCAAGAUUGGCUCAAUCAGGACCUUGUCAUUCAUCUCACUUUGGUAUGACUCCAACUGCAACAUCAACCGUUCCUAUGGAAGUGAUGCCUUCUUCUUCACAGGCAAUGCCAGACACGAGUACCAGUUUCUCACAUCAAGGAGCUUCCCAGGCAUCCGUGCAACAAGCCAUGAUUAGUGACAGCAUAUAAUGGACUGUUGGGGUUAACUCAAUCAGAAAUAGAACUGAUUCUUUUAUUUCCCUGUUUUAUUGUAAAGAGAGAGAAUAAAUCAUGUGUUCAGAGCCAGAAGGGCAUUAGCUCUGUGGUGAAUGAGUCACUGUCCUUCUGGGCCAAACAGACAUAAUAUGGACGUUCUUAUAUCUUAUUUUGAAUAUAUUACACUUCUGGUUUGUGAUUCCUGUGCAGUGGUAUUCUGUAUUCUGGAAGGCAUUGUUGCUGUACAGCUAGUGGGCUGAGUGGGCGAUGGUUCUAUCCACUGUGAUGCAUGUAGAUACCAAGUCAUACUUUGAUGGACAAUCCUAUGGUGCACACAAAUGUGAGAUAAGUAAAGGAUAGGCUUCCAGCAUUAUGGUUUGGUUUAGUGAUAUUUACUGUAGGAAGCUUGAGUGCUAGUAUAAUAUGUACAGUACUAUAGUCGUGUUCCAUGCUCGAAAUAAAGAACAUUGAAGAGUUUUCUUGGGGAGUAUAUUUACAUGCACUUAAUUACAUUUCCAUAGGAAUUCAUUCAAAGAGACCCUGCAAUGCAACUUUAUAAUGCAAUUAAUUAGUGUCAUACCAAUAUAUUACAGUCAAAUAUUAUCCUUAGUGCAUAAUCCUCUCCCGAAGAAUAAUCUUUAGUCAAAUUCAAGGGAUAUACUAUGUACACUGUAUCCCUGAUUGUUGUGUCAUGCAGCUGAUCUACACCAUACACUGUGUAUUGAUAUGCAAUAAUGCUUCCAAGUGAUCCGUCUACAUAAACAUCCAAGUAAAUAUAUCAUGAACUUUAUUUGAGUGAUUUGCAUCAUAAUUCAAACACAUGUGUACAUGUUUGAAAGUGAGCAAAGUUGUCAAUAUACUUCAUUUAUCAUUUGAGUUGAGUUUAUCACUGUUUUGAGUAAUUAAAUACUAGAUUGUGGUGUCACUGUGUAAAGAAAUAAAACACAUUCAUAAUACAAUCAUUUACAAAAAUAACACACCCAAGAAUACAUCUUGCAACUACAUGUAUUGACAAUGACAUAUAUUUAAACGAAGCAUAUGCUAUAAUCUAGUCUGUUACGAGUAAGGUAUACUUUCAUUCUAACCAUUGGAAUUGACAAUUGAGAUUUUGAAAAAUAAUUGAUACUUGUUUCAAAUGUCUUUUAAAAUAUAUAUAAUAUAGAUUGUAAAUCAUGUACAUGUGUAUAGUUCACAUUCCCGACAAAAUAUACUGUAUUGCGCACGAAGGAAUUGUUUAUUAUGAUGUCCAAAUAUAAGAAUCAAGUGCUUUCAAUGUUGAACAAUUAAAUAUGUUGCUACUGGUUGUCUAAAGUAAACCUACAACUCUAGUAUCAAGAGAUAUUUAUUUUUAAUUUCAGGGUUAUUAAGAUAAUGUGAUAAGUGUAAACAGAAAAUCAAGUAAAUAUGAAUUUUAUACAAUCUGAUAUCUUUUAUCUGCUGCUUUGUGUGAAAAUAAAAGACCUAAAAAUUCA